CACGGGACGCAAGCACCCCUGUACUAAAAACAAAACAAAACAAAAAGCUGAGAAGAAAGUGUUUACUCGCCAGCCAGAGACUAACGGAUGCUCAGCAGCACUACAUCCACCAUGCCCGGGAUGAUCUGCAAGAACUCAGACCUGGAGUUUGACUCGCUGAAGCCCUGCUUCUAUCCAGAAGAAGAUGACGUCUACUUUGGCGGUCGCGACUCGACGCCUCCGGGGGAGGACAUCUGGAAGAAGUUUGAACUGUUGCCUAAGCCUCGGUUGUCACCUAGCCGUGCCUUGGCUGAGCACAGCCUGGAGCCAGUGAACUGGGCCACCGAGAUGCUGCUGCCUGAGGCCGACCUAUGGGGUAACCCGGCCGAGGAGGAUGUUUUUGGCCUGGGAGGACUCCGUGGCCUCACAAGCAACCCGAUCAUCCUUCGGGACUGCAUGUGGAGUGGCUUCUCCACCCGGGAGAAGCGAGAGAGUGCGGUAAGCGAGAAGCUGCCAGACCGCUAUGGGUCCCUGGCUGCCAGCCCCAGCACCUCAGCCCCUGGAGCAGCAGCUGCUGCCAGCUCUGUGGGCCAUGCGGGCAGGGGAACAGCAGGUGCGGGGCGUGGGAAAGCCGCCUGGCUCACAGAGCUUGCCCACCUGGAUUCAGAGUGCAUGGACCCCGCUGUGGUCCUCUUCCCAGCGAAUAAGCGCGAGUGGGUGCCGGUACCGGCCAUCCCCACCAGUGCUGGCACUGCGGGCACUGUAGUCAGCCGUGGUGACCACCAGGCCUUCAGCACCUCCCGAGAGGGCAUCCUGAGCAACUCAGGUAUUGAGGAGGAAGAUGAAGAAGAAAUCGAUGUGGUCACGGUGGAGGAGACUCAGUGCUCCAAGACUGUCUCCAGGCUCCCCACCGUGGCGCGCCCUGAGAAAGCAGUUCUGGGCCCCGGGCGCGCGCAGCCCAGGGAGCUGAUCCUCAAGAGCUGCAUCCUCAUUCAUGAGCAGCACAAUUAUGCCGCCGCGCCACCGUUGCCCUAUGUGGGCAGCGAGGACGCGCAGCCGCCCAAGAAGCUUAAGAGCACGGCUUCACUAGGGUCCCUCAAUUGCGUCCUCCCGCUGAAGCCUACUAGAUUGGGUCCCCGCAACUCAAACUUGGAGGACAUUGAGCGCCGCCGCAACCACAACAUGAUGGAGCGCCAACGCCGUGACAGUAUGCGCUCCAGCUUCCUGAACCUCAGGGACCUUGUGCCUGAGCUGGUGCACAAUGAGAAGGCCGCUAAGGUGGUCAUCCUGAAAAAGGCCACCGAGUACAUCUACACUCUGCAGGCUGAUGAGUGCAAGCUCCUGGUAGAAAGAGAGAAAUUGCACGCAAGACAACAGCAGUUGCUGAAGAAAAUCAAACACUCUAAGACGUAUUAAACGUUUCUUUAACUGACAGUCACUACUACUUUGCACAUGUUGACUUGAAAAAAAACUAUUGUGUUGACAUUAAGAAUGUUGGUUUACCUUCAUAUUGGUCCCUUGUCAAGUUUGGAGCUGGAUAGGGGGCAAUCAUGGAGUUCUAGUGGGGCCUUGCAAAGUCUAGGAAUAGGAUGCUAUCCUAGGAUCUUUCUUUCCUCUAACCUCAGUGAUGGCCAUGAAGGGUCAGGACAGUUGGGAACCUUGGAAGGCUAUUGCAGUCAUAUUUACUCCAAGUUUCCAGAGUCAGCUCUCCUUUUUACAGGAGUGAUUACAUUCCAAUAGAUGCCACAGAAAGGGAAUCGACAUUUGAUGUCCUUGGGGGAACAUUCCUGUAAAUUACAUAGGCUGCCCCACCCAGAGGUCAGUAUUACACUGGAAGUUCACACCUAAGUAUCAUAAUAACACCUCAAUGUUUGAGGAGCAUGUUUUGUACACAGAUAUAUUGUCAAUCUAUGUUACGUAUUGUGCUAAUUCUUAUACUGUCUGUACUUUAGUAUGAUGCUGAUACGUAACUAAGUUUGAUAUUUAUGUUUACAUAUGAAAAUGAAGAGUGAAGGUUUUUAGAAUGACUAUCACUUUUUUGAAUUAAGAAACUUUUUAAAGAAAUUAUAUAUAUGUAUGUAUAUUCCCUUUUCUCCAAGUUUAUGUUUUUCUGUUAGUGUAUUUGCUCAUGUGUGAUGUGUGCAUAUGAGUGAAUGCAAAGUUGUGUGCUUAAUUUCUAAAAAAAUAUGUGCACUUUGAAAUACCUCAUGUUAUUAUGAAAUAAAUAGCGAUUAAAUAAUUUUUUAAAAGAAGCUUUCUGCUUUUCAACUAAUUAGUUUACUCUUAAGUGCAAUUUCCCAUUUAUGUUUCACAGAUUUUAAUAUUCUUUCCCUGAACUGCACUUUUGGUCAUAAUAUGCUGUAAAGAAGUUCUCUCUUGGUCAGAUCCAUUUGAAAUAAACACCUCUUGUACUUGCACAUUCAUUGGUUUCUUAAAAUGAGGGAAAUGUUGUGCUGUAUUCCACUGAAUAUGUUUAAUAUACUCUUUGCCUUUAGCUUACCUUCGUCAGGUAUGUCAGUGAGUCAGAUGUUUGU
Molecule: messenger RNA, 2513 nt
Organism: Mesocricetus auratus (golden hamster)
Lineage: Eukaryota; Metazoa; Chordata; Mammalia; Rodentia; Cricetidae
Product: protein S-Myc-like
Exons: 1
Coding region: 88-1395 (435 amino acids)
Biological process (GO): regulation of transcription by RNA polymerase II
Molecular function (GO): DNA-binding transcription factor activity, RNA polymerase II-specific; protein dimerization activity; RNA polymerase II cis-regulatory region sequence-specific DNA binding
Source: RefSeq, a predicted model, not a curated record